Hevea brasiliensis (rubber tree) is the source of this 2303-nucleotide messenger RNA. Its product is annotated as probable serine/threonine-protein kinase PBL19. Gene Ontology annotation, molecular function: ATP binding; protein kinase activity. NCBI's taxonomy places the organism in Eukaryota, Viridiplantae, Streptophyta, Magnoliopsida, Malpighiales, Euphorbiaceae. The record is from RefSeq and is a predicted model, not a curated record. Bases 599 to 1789 code for a protein of 396 amino acids. Gene Ontology annotation, biological process: protein phosphorylation. The transcript is spliced from 5 exons.
GAAACCUUGAACUCUGUAGAAGAGGACCACAGAUUGGUCUUCUUCUUGGUCAUUGAUGAUUUGAUAUGUAGACCCCCAAAAAAAUAUAAAAAUAUAUAUGGGAUACUUCUGUCCUUUUCAGUCUCUUGUGCUGUUCCUUUUUAACGUUUCAUACACGCCAGUUCCAUCUCUCUCUCUCUCCGAGCCUCUAUUUUUUCCACAUUGAGCUGUUUUUCUUCCCUUUCUUAACUGGGUGUUUCACAUUUUGCUUCUUCCUUCAUAGUUUGCCCAUUUUUUAUGUUAGAAUUCUUUGUUACUUUAUCUCCACGGCUUGUCCUCUCAUUUCAUUAUAACUUCUUUGUAAUUUCUUUACUUCAAUUCUCUUCUUGGUCGGCUGUGUUCAAACUUCUAUUCAAAUUCUCAACUGGGUUUUCUUGUUUUCCUUCUUUCAUUAUAUAAACUGUUUGCUUUACAUCAUUUUUUUUUUUGUGGGUUUUCCUUUUCUUCUUUUUUCCUUCUUCUUCCAUUUGGUUGGGUGUUGCUUGAUCGUCUCUUUAACUAAGUGUUGUUGAACUGGAUAACAAGUUUUUAGAUUGUGGGAAUUUUGAUAUUGAGAGAUAUGAAGUGCUUUUAUAUUUUCAAGGAUAAAUCCAAGAAGAAGAAAGGAGAUUCAAGAUCGGCCCCAGAAUUGGGAAACAGAAGCGCACCAGAUAGUUUACCUUUGAGCCGUACAACAAGAUCUUUACCUUCUCCUAGAGGUAUAACUGAAUUGUACAAAGAGAAGGAGCAUAAUUUGAGAGUUUUCUCUUUUCAAGAGCUUAGAGAGGCAACAAACGGUUUUAACAGACUCCUCAAGAUUGGAGAAGGUGGUUUUGGGAGUGUGUAUAAGGGAACAAUUCGGCCUGCCGAUGGUCAAGGAGAUUCCGUACCAGUUGCCAUAAAGAAGCUCAACAAGUAUGGCUUGCAGGGCCAUAAACAAUGGCUUGCAGAAGUUCAAUUUCUUGGAGUUGUUAGUCACCCAAACCUAGUAAAACUUCUAGGUUACUGCUCAGAAGAUAAUGAAAGAGGGAUCCAGCGGCUAUUGGUUUAUGAAUAUAUGCCUAACAAGAGCCUAGAAGAUCAUUUAUUUAACAAAGGUUUGCCCGCUUUGCCUUGGAAAAUGAGAUUAGAAAUUAUGCUUGGUGCAGCUGAAGGAUUAGCUUACUUACAUGGGGGAAUGGAAGUCCAGGUGAUAUAUCGAGAUUUCAAAUCCUCAAAUGUGCUGUUGGACGUAAACUUUAAACCAAAACUCUCUGAUUUUGGGCUUGCUAGAGAAGGGCCAACAGGUGACCGUACUCAUGUAUCCACAGGGGUGGUUGGUACAUAUGGGUAUGCUGCCCCAGAAUAUGUUGAGACAGGUCACCUCACAAGCCACAGUGAUCUAUGGACCUUUGGUGUGGUGCUGUAUGAAAUCCUUACAGGUAGGCGAACUUUGGAAAGAAACCGGCCAACAAUUGAACAGAAGCUUCUUGAUUGGGUGAAACAGUUUCCAGCUGACAGUAAAAGGUUCAGCAUGAUAUUGGACCCACGGCUCAGAAAUGAUUACUCUAUCGUGUCAGCAAAGAAAAUUGCUAAAUUGGCAGAUAGCUGUCUGAACAAGAAUCCAAAAGAUCGGCCAACUAUGGCCGAGGUCGUUGAGGGCUUGAAACAAGCAAUACAAGACUUAGAAGGCACAAGCACUUCUACUAGUAAGAGCACAGGCACUUCUACUAGUGGAAGUGUUGAAUCAUCUCGAUCUAGAAUGGUCAACAGAAAAUUGAUCAAGGCAUAACUCUUGAAUGUUGAGCACAAAUAGAAUGGGAACAUUUUUCUUUAGGUUUACAUCACAAAUUCAUUAUACGAUAUCAGAGAGUUGCAGAUUUUUGCGGGCAUCAUUGCAAGAGUUUAUAUUGGAUUCAACUUAAUGAACUAGAGUGUUGGUUCUAUUGGACCCUACUAUUAGUAAACUAUUCUUUUUCUUGUAAAAAGUAUGAGUGGAAUUAGGCAGUGAGAAACAAAGAAAAUGGAGACACAAUGGUACAAUGGUAGUGAAUCUUGAUACAUAGCUUUGUUCCAAUGAGAUCAUAGCAUUCGUCUCAUGCAAUAAGACAAUAUGAUUCUCAUUUUUCUUGAAAAUUGGACCAACUUUCAAUUUCUAUUCUUUUUUUUUUUGGUUUAAUGUCGGCACGCCUUGUUUUACAAGGCGGUGCAAGUUAGAGCAGCUUUGUGAAUCAUUGUAAAUAUGUUCUAGCCUUCUAAGGCGUAUUUAUUCUCAUGUUUUCUACUGAACUUGCAUUUUGUUCUCA